AUGGAUCACGAGGACCGCAUCAUCCCCAACCAGAACUCCUCGCCUACUGAGGAGCUAGCGAUAAGCGAAUCUCUCGUCCCCGCUAGAGAAAUUAAGCUUGCAACUACGCUUCAGUUUACAUUCGAUGGCCUUCUGAAUCCUCCUUUACAGCUAAGAGAGGAUCCCAAAGAGGGAUGUGGCGGCCACAUCUGGCCCGCCGGCAUGGUACUAUCAAAGUAUAUGCUGCGCAAACACAGCGAGGAUCUUCUCGGGAAGAGAAUUGUUGAACUUGGGGCUGGAAGCGGCCUCGUUGCCCUUGCUGUCGCGCGAGGCUGCAAAAUCGACUCUCCUAUCUACGUCACCGAUCAAAAGCCGAUGCUGCCGUUAAUCGAAGAGAACAUCAUUUUGAAUGACCUCUCGGGUUCUGUAGUUGCUGCCUUGCUGGACUGGGGCGAUUCAGACGCACUCACGACUUUACCAUCGCACCCCGAAGUUAUACUCGCAGCGGACUGUGUGUACUUCGAACCGGCGUUCCCUUUACUAGUUUCCACGCUCGAUGGAUUAAUGGGGGAAAACUCGAUGUGCUACUUUUGCUUUAAAAAGCGUCGUAAGGCGGAUUUACGAUUUAUAAAAAUGGCGAGGAAGGUAUUUGAAAUCACCGAGGUCACUGACGGUAUUAACCAUGUGGCCUGUAAACACCAGAGUAUAUUUUUGUAUAUAUUGAAAAGAAAGCCGCAACCGGCUAGGAAGAAUAAUAUAUCAUCUCACAGCACGUAA
Coccidioides posadasii C735 delta SOWgp is the source of this 756-nucleotide messenger RNA. RefSeq lists its product as uncharacterized. Gene Ontology annotation, biological process: peptidyl-lysine methylation. The record is from RefSeq and is a predicted model, not a curated record. NCBI's taxonomy places the organism in Eukaryota, Fungi, Ascomycota, Eurotiomycetes, Onygenales, Onygenaceae. Gene Ontology annotation, molecular function: protein-lysine N-methyltransferase activity. Gene Ontology annotation, cellular component: cytosol; cytoplasm.